AUGGCGUUUACUGAUGUUCUAGGCGCGGCUAUUGGUGAUGUGCUUGCGAAUGAAUUUGUACUAUGCCAACCAUGGCCCGCACUCGCCUCUGCCGAUGCCCUGUUUACCCUUCUCUUCUGUUCAUUUCUGAUGUAUCUCUUGAAACGAUUUCUGAUAUGGGUAUCGGUCUCGGCUAAUGCGACGUUAUGGUUUGAUCUCGUCUUCCCUCCCGGUGUUGUUUUGAAUGGGCUCCUGGUCGAAUUCAGCUUGAUAGUUUUCAAGGUUCUUACGCUACUUUAG
This is a messenger RNA of Penicillium chermesinum, 279 nucleotides long. RefSeq lists its product as uncharacterized. NCBI's taxonomy places the organism in Eukaryota, Fungi, Ascomycota, Eurotiomycetes, Eurotiales, Aspergillaceae. Bases 1 to 279 code for a protein of 92 amino acids. The record is from RefSeq and is a predicted model, not a curated record. The transcript has a single exon.